Messenger RNA from Musca domestica (house fly), 795 nucleotides. RefSeq names its product protein mago nashi (gene mago). The transcript has 3 exons. Gene Ontology annotation, biological process: RNA splicing. Lineage: Eukaryota; Metazoa; Arthropoda; Insecta; Diptera; Muscidae. The record is from RefSeq and is a predicted model, not a curated record. Gene Ontology annotation, cellular component: nucleus; catalytic step 2 spliceosome; exon-exon junction complex. The coding region runs from base 156 to 599 and encodes 147 amino acids.
UUUACAUACUACUUUCAACAUACAACUCUGGCAUCUUUAAUCAACCUACUCUCCCUCUCUCGCACACGCACACACAACACAACGAAAAUUUUGACAUUUCUGUGAAAGUGCCGCACCGCAAACCAACAAUCACUUGAAUAGAAAUAAGCGGCAUUAUGUCAACAGAAGAUUUCUACUUACGUUACUAUGUGGGGCACAAGGGCAAGUUUGGCCACGAGUUUUUGGAAUUUGAGUUUCGACCGGAUGGUAAAUUGCGCUAUGCCAACAAUUCCAACUACAAAAACGACACCAUGAUUCGCAAGGAGGCAUUUGUGCAUCAGGCCGUGAUGGAAGAGUUGAAACGUAUUAUUUUGGAUUCCGAGAUAAUGGCGGAAGAUGAUUCACCCUGGCCGCCACCAGAUCGUGUGGGACGUCAGGAAUUGGAAAUUGUCAUUGGCGAUGAACACAUUUCAUUCACCACCUCCAAAACCGGCUCCCUAGUCGAUGUCAAUCGUUCCAAAGAUCCCGAAGGCUUGAGAUGUUUCUACUAUUUGGUACAGGAUCUUAAGUGUUUGGUUUUUUCACUCAUCGGCUUGCACUUUAAGAUUAAGCCUAUAUAAUUGUCAACAACAACGUUUGUGGUGGCCGAGCUGCAGGAAGUGUUAGCAUUUAUGGACAAUGUCACGGUGUUGUUGCACUUCAUUUUCUUUAGUUUAAUAAUAAUUUCAUCGGACUCUACAGUUUAUUUACAUCGAUGACAAUUCUCAUGGUAUUCUGCUUUUUUUGUAACAUUAAAUAAAAUCUUAAAACUGGAAA